Messenger RNA from Phytophthora infestans T30-4, 585 nucleotides. Its product is annotated as cytochrome P450, putative. NCBI's taxonomy places the organism in Eukaryota, Oomycota, Peronosporomycetes, Peronosporales, Peronosporaceae. The coding region runs from base 1 to 585 and encodes 194 amino acids. Gene Ontology annotation, molecular function: monooxygenase activity; iron ion binding; heme binding. The transcript has a single exon. The record is from RefSeq and is a predicted model, not a curated record.
AUGGAGAACCUAUUCUCUUUCGCUCCAUCGGGCAUGCCCGACGAACUCGUUGUAUCGACCCCUGAAGCCGUCGAAGAUGUCCUUAAAGGGCAGUUCAAUAACUUCCCAAAGGGAUCGUACAUGUGCGAGAAUCUAAAAGAUCUACUGGGCGACGGUAUCUUCGCUGCCGAUGGGGAGAAGUGGGUGCACCAACGCAAGACGGCGAGUAACCUUUUCACUAUGAGAGCACUAAGAGACACCAUGACAGCCACGAUCCAACGUCACGCUGUUGUAUUGUUCGAAAUCUUGCAACGUGCAAGUGACAGUGGAAAGACACUGGACUUGUUCCGACUCCUCAACCGGUUUACGUUCGAGGCAUUUGCCGAGAUCGGUUUUGGAGUUCGAAUGGGUUGUCUGGAUUCAGAUGAGGAACAUCCGUUCCAAAAGGCGUUCGACCAUGCACAACGAGCGCUGCUGUUGCGCUUUGUGCGUCCGGGUUGGUUCUGGAAAACGCAACGGUGGUUGGGUGUGGGUGAGGAAGGCAAGCUAAAAACGACAUUGAGGUGGUCAAUUCCACCGUUCUGGGUAUCGUCGAGAAGGCUCUAG